UCCUGCCCCGGGAGUGUUUUGUCUUUGAUCGUGUUCGCUUAGAUAACUAGUCUGUACGAUGUUUAAGUUUUAUUUCCUUUUCGCUUUUCUUUAGCUCCUUAAAUGGAGAGCAGGGAGUUGUGAUGAAGCUGUGGCCUCAGUAUGGCAGGAAAACAUCUAGUGAGUCCAGAAGAUUACUGAAACCGAGAGAAUCAACUGUAAUGCCGACCGAAUCGAGCUCUCAGGAUGGCAAUGGUUUGUCAUUAACUUUGCAACCUGAGAUCCUUAGCAGGACGCCAGGGGCAGGAUCGUCUAUGUCUCCGGAGUCCACCGAUGUCCGAGUGCCGGUUGCCAGUGCGGACACCGGUGGCAGGCCAUCUUCACGGAGACCUAGAGCUGGGACCCAUCGCCACGGACACGCACAUGCGGAGGCCGAGUCUGACCAAUCCGACUCUGACCCCGAAUCCAGAGAGUCUAGCGUCUCAUUAUCGGAACUGCACUACCUCUUCCGUUGGGUGCAGAAGAGUCUGCCUUUCAUCAUUAUUCUUGGUGCAAAACUAGUCAUACAGCAUGUCCUUGGCUUGGCCAUUGGAGUUGGUCUGUUUACUACUUUUCUGUAUGUGAAUAAAAACAUCCAAGCACAAGUUUUUCUCCAGGAUCGACGAUCAGCGCUCCAGUGUUUCUGGCUCCUGUCUUUCCUAACUGCUUCCUCGCUGCUUUUCUACUGCACAUUUCAGACGGAGUCCCUUUACUACUGCCUUGUCCUCUUCAGUCCCCAAGUUGAUACCCUGGACUUCUGGGAGGUUUUAUGGGCUGUUGGCGUGACCAGUUUCAUUCUGAAGUUUCUCUGCAUGGGAUUCAAGUGCCUUAUUCUCCUCCUACCCUCCGCAGUCAUGGUAUACAGGAGACGGGGCCAGUGGUACAUGUUCCUAGAGGAGCUCAGUCAGGUAUACCAGGUGAUUGCACCAGUGCCUCCAUGGUUCCGCUACCUGGUUAGUUCCCCGGAAGUGGACGGGACUGUGGGAUUGACCUUGGGUGUGAUUCUAGCCCUGCUUUACCUAAUUUUCAAGCUUUUAGGAUUUUAUGGUCAGUGGGGGUCCCUACAGAAAACAAUGCGGAACUUUCUCAGUUAUGAGGUGAACGGCGCUCCUGCUGUGCAGUCCCAGUGCAAUGAGGUGGGCAAUAUCUGCCCCAUCUGUCAGGCGGAGUUCAGGCAGCCCCGGGUCCUCCUGUGUCAGCACAUCUUUUGUGAGGAAUGCAUCGCACUGUGGAUUAACCAGGAAAAGACCUGUCCGCUGUGCCGGACCGUCAUUACCGACACGGUACACAAGUGGAAAACUGGUGCGACAUCGCUUUAUCUGCAGCUCUACUGAGGGUCACGUCACCUUACCCAUACAGCUACUGAGGGUCACAUCACACGUACUUCUGAAUGAGUCACGUGACUCUGCCAAAAAAUAUCUACCGAAGGAGGCAGGAAGAUGAGUAGAAAAGAUGCAGCGUGGAGUUCAAAGGUCAUGCACACAGAAGGCACUGUUAAGGUUGGACUUUAAUCCACCCACGUUGCCCUCUGUGCAAGUUGCUUUGAAUAAGCAUCAGCUGAUUCAAUGGCAGUAUUAGCUGUUUUGAGAAGCAUUUCUGAAAGUCUCUUUGAUGUGAGGGCUGUGAUUUGAACGGCAUCCCCAUUCUAAUAGGCUACUCAGCCUAGUGCAUGACGGAUUCAUUCAUCUUUUUGGGCUUUUUAAUUGGUUUUUGUGAGUAAUUCCAGAGGACAAAGACUUCUUUCCUAAGGAUGAGACAAAAGUGUGUGUGUGUGUGAGAGAGAGAGAGAAAGAGAGAGAGAGAGAGAGAGAAGAUUAAUAGCAAAAGAGGAGGAAUGUUCUAUAUUUCAUAUAUGGUUUAGGUGGGUUUUUGGGGGGGCAGUUUGUGCUCUUAAGAUAGCAUUUCUAUGUUUAAGGCAGCAGCAGCUAGCAACAAAGCUACACCAGGUGCAUCUCAGGAAGUGUUCAAACUCAAUCAGUUGCCAUGUUGACCAGUAAAUAAAACUGGUCUUAUAAACAAGGCCGUCUUUAGAAGACACUGUCCUUUAUUGUAUGCGUUUCAUGUUCAAGUAAUAAUGGGCUUCAGUUGUGCUCUCUGAAGAAGCUAAUCUUAAUCAUUUUGAAUUGAUUUAUUAUUUUUAAUCAGAUUUAAUUGUACCAACAUGGAAGAUGACAUGAAAAUUCAAGUUCUUUUUCUAAAAGAUAUUAUAAUCACAAGCUUUGUAAUGAACCAAAGAAUUUUAGUAUCUAUUUUCCUAUAGUUUCAUGUACAUAAAAUUAUAUACAGAAUGUUUAUCACAAAUAUAUUUUUCAAUUGAAGCAUGAAAAUUUAAUAAAUCUCUGGACUUGUUUUCCUGAAA
Messenger RNA from Electrophorus electricus (electric eel), 2377 nucleotides. It is a transcript of the gene rnft1, whose product is annotated as ring finger protein, transmembrane 1. Lineage: Eukaryota; Metazoa; Chordata; Actinopteri; Gymnotiformes; Gymnotidae. Gene Ontology annotation, cellular component: endoplasmic reticulum. Gene Ontology annotation, biological process: positive regulation of ERAD pathway. The record is from RefSeq and is a predicted model, not a curated record. Gene Ontology annotation, molecular function: ubiquitin protein ligase activity.